AUGUGCCCACUCUGGAGGCUCCUCAUCCUCCUUGGAUUACUGGCCUUGCCCUCAACACUGAACAAGCAGCCACAGCCUGGCCUGGCCAAAGCCCACAUAGACAGCAAACCUACCCUGGCCAGAAUUAUUGCCCAGGGCCUCAUAAAGUACAAUGUAGAAAGCCGAAUCCAGAACAUCCACCUUUUGGACAGUCUAAAUGCCCCAGGGCCACCUGCCCCAGUGGUGGGUUGGCUAAUUGGUAGCAGGAAACUCCAGCAGAAGCAAGACAUCAGCAUCAACAUCACCAACUUUCAGCUGGACUAUGGUGGGAUCCAGAUGUCUUUCCAUAAGGAACGGAUCUCUGCAAACAUCUCGCUUGAAUUUGACAUUGACUUGAGACCGGCUUUAAAUAACAUCAUAAACAUGCACGUACACAUGUACCUCAUCGUGGUGUUCUGGCUGGAGAAAGACGAGUUUGGCCGAGGAGAUCUGGUGAUAGGCAAAUGCCACACAGAGCCCAGCAGUGUCUUCGUGACCAUCGUCACUGACAUUCCACCAAAGAUGAGGCAUAUGCUCUUCAGCCUCAAAGAGAAACUGAGAAAAAUUAUCCCACACCUGGUAGAAGGUCAGGUAUGUCCUCUGAUUUGUGAAAUCCUUGGGCAGUUGGAUGUGAAACUGUUGAAAAGCCUCAUGAGUGAGUGUCUGGUCCAUUCAAGGAAGACUCUUCAGAAUUGGAAAGUGGCUAAAAGAGGCCACCCUUGGAUCCCCUGUAUAAAGAUCACUGAUCCUCAGCUGCUGAAAUAUGUCUUUGUGCAGAACCGUGAUGGCCAUCGUCUUCAUAUCACCAUCCCUCUCAGCAUGAACCUCCAUGUGAGUACCUGA
Molecule: messenger RNA, 861 nt
Organism: Nycticebus coucang (slow loris)
Lineage: Eukaryota; Metazoa; Chordata; Mammalia; Primates; Lorisidae
Gene: BPIFA3
Product: BPI fold containing family A member 3
Exons: 7
Coding region: 1-861 (286 amino acids)
Molecular function (GO): lipid binding
Source: RefSeq, a predicted model, not a curated record